Messenger RNA from Fusarium coffeatum, 1182 nucleotides. RefSeq lists its product as uncharacterized. The record is from RefSeq and is a predicted model, not a curated record. Lineage: Eukaryota; Fungi; Ascomycota; Sordariomycetes; Hypocreales; Nectriaceae. The transcript is spliced from 2 exons. The coding region runs from base 1 to 1182 and encodes 393 amino acids.
AUGACGAUGGCUUCUGCUGAAGCUCGACCUCGUCCAGCGAUAGAACCCAUCCGAACUACUGGUCCCGAUCUGAACAUCCGCUCCUUGCGAUCACGCAUCAUUCAGAAGAGCCCUUCUUGGACUCCGUCACCCCUCUCACCCCGCAGCCUCCCUCUCCCACGACUUCGAGUGGCAAGAGAUGAAGAUGUUGAACAAAAUGAUGACAUGGAUGUUGAUCCGCGAGAGAAACCAAGGCGUGAUUCUCUCAGACAAGAAGCCAGCCUUCGCAAUGUCUCUUUGAGACCCAUAUCAGAACUUGGUCUUCCAAGCCCCAGUCCCUUGCGAUCUUCACACUCCCCCCUAUCAGCCCCUCUGUUUCCACCUCAAGUUUUCCGCAGACCAACUCUUACGGAAGAGACACGAGGCAGACUACUUCGCGAGUCGGAUGCUGAGCCUCGCCGGGGCUCCAUGCCUUUGGAUUAUGAGCGUCGACAGUCUGCGCCUGGAGGUCCUCUCCAUACCAGAGCCAUACAGAUUGCUCGACAACGAGAUCAGCUCCACCGCCGAAGACUUGCUGUUUCAUAUAGACCUCGCGAACCUGAAAUAUUCGUUCAGCCCGUCGAGCUUCGUCGUCUCUCCGUGUUGCCUUCCAGCGACGCAGAGCCACCAUCUCCACACCCUGUGGAUGGACGUCUGACCACUCGUGUAGUUGUACACUCUCCGGGCAAAAAGGCUGUCGUCCUUACUAGAACUUUUGAUUUGGAUGAAUUGAGAGCUACACUCCCACCGAUUAGUCCCGUGGAACAGACAGAUCGACGAGCAUCAGUAACAAGUCUUCAGCUUCCCCUUACCAGCUCUCGAUCAUCUUCACCUGGAUAUCCACAGAGCAGAAGAAGUUCCUUUGGUGCACUCCCGAGAAAGCACCUUAGCCCAUCACCAAUUUCUGAUAGAAGAGGUUCACGUCAGAGCCUGCCUCCUGUCCCCAUCCGACUCAACUAUGCUCGAAGAUAUCUCCCCGUUUUGGCUGCAAUCAUUCUAUCAGAACUUGUAAAGCCUGGCGACAUGGUUGAAGUUCCACUCCCGCAUCCCCGUGCCUGGGAGGAUACCGUCGCAUAUGUGUACAUUGGGUGGAAUGCACUUACGGAGCCCAUCAAACAGAACAUCUUGUAUCUUGGUGGCUCGAUCUGGGACAGAAAACACUGA